GUUCUGCAGUCCCACAGUUCACAAUGCUGGCUGUACCGUGGAUAUUCACAGUUUUAACUCUGCUUCUAUGCGCAGAUGCAAGCCCUCGUCGUAGGACUGUUGACUGCGCUAUGGACUCCAUCAAGAUUAACGGGGGCAGCUACUGGCCGACUGGCGUGAGCCGCAGCAGCGUGGUGAAGUACAGCUGCCCCCAGGGCAUGUACCCCUACCCCGUGCAGAGCCAGAAGUGCAAUCGCUAUGGGCGCUGGAGCCCCCUGAAGACACCGACGGGGGGCACAGUCAGCAAGGUGGUCUGCAAGUGGAUCAGCUGCCCAGACCCUUCCAGACUGGAGCACGGGUCGAUGGAGCCCAUGCUGAGGGAGUACCUUGUGGGAAACAUCACCUCCUACAGCUGCUUUGAGGGGUACCAGCUACGGGGGUCCCCCACUCGAACCUGCCAGCCCAACGGGAAAUGGAAUGGAGAGAACCCCAUCUGUGACAACGGCUCAGAACACUGUCCUAACCCAGGCACCCCACCCGGCUCCCGCAGGACAGGGGACAGGUUCGGGAUCGAUGACAAGGUGACCUACCGGUGCGACAGAGGCCUCUUCAUGUUCGGGUCUGCAAAGCGGGAGUGCCAGGAGAACCAUGAGUGGACUGGCACCGAGCCAGCCUGCUACUACAAGAACACCUAUGACACACCAGAGGAGGCCUCUCAAGGCUUCUCAACCUCCCUCAAUGCGCUGCUCCAUGUAGCAGAUUCAGACGCACCUCCUAGUGAAGAACAACUUGGAAGAAAGAUAGUCCUCAAGAAAGGAGGGAAACUUCACAUCUACAUCAUCUUAGAUGCUUCUGAAAGUGUCGGAGAAGAGGAUUUUGAAAAGUCAAAGAAAUGCGCUCUGGACUUUAUGGACAAGAUUAGUUCUUAUGAAGUUGAGCCAAAAUGGGGCAUUGUGACUUUUGCAACAAAUGCUGAGAAGAUUGUGGAUAUUGUGGACGAAACAAUUGACAUAUCCAAAGCAUACAGCCAGCUGAGUGACUUUGAUUUUUCUGUGCACCAGGAGCAGUCUGGAACCAAUAUCAAAGAAGCCCUGGACACUGUGUAUAAGGAUAUGUCAUUUCUGAAAGCUAGAAUGAAAAAUGAGUUUGAAGAAGUCAGGAACGUUGUUCUGCUCAUCACUGACGGAAAGAAGAAUAUGGGAGGUAAACCUGAGGAUGCUGUGAGGCAGAUGCGCUCCUUGUUGGGUAUCACAAACCCUGGACACAUCAGAGAGGAGUUCUUGGAUAUUUACGUUUUUGGAGUUGGUGAAGACAUUGAUGAGGAUGAAAUCAAUCUGAUCGCGUCGAAGAAGGACAAAGAGAAGCACGUCUUCAAACUGGAAAACCCUGAGAAACUGGCAGAGACUUUCGAGCAGAUGAUAGAUGAAUCUGACAGCGUGGGUCUGUGUGGGCUGUACCGGGAGUAUGACAAAGAAUCAGAAUCAGAGAAAACAAAGAAAGAAAAGUACCCCUGGCACGUCUCCAUCACGAUAACACGGCAAAGCGGGAAGGAGGACUGUAAAGGAGCCGUCGUCAGCGAGCGCCACGUCCUGACCUCGGCUCACUGCUUCACCACGGAGGAGCAGGCUAAGGAUGUGAAGGUGAUAAUCGAUGACUCCACGAUUGGCACUCCUGGCCGCUCUAAAGUUAAAGAUGUGGAGCAGAUUUACAUUCAUCCCGAAUAUAACAUUGCAAAAAAGAAAGCUGAAAACAUUUCCGAAUACUACGACUACGACGUUGCACUGAUUGAACUGAAGAGUGACGGAAAAAACCCUACAAUUCUCUUUUCGAAAAAUGUGCGGCCAAUCUGCAUCCCCUGCACUGAGCAGGCCUCUGGAGCGCUGAGACUUGAUAAAAAGACAACGACCUGCAAACAGCAUCGUGAGACUCUACUGCCAGACCUUGGUACUGAGGACGCAAGCUUUCUGACAGAUAAAUUAGAUAAAAAGGACGUAAAAAUUAAACUAAGAAAAGAGCUCAAAGAGCAAUGCUAUAAAGACGCACUGAAAGCCCCAAUCUAUAAGGAUGUCCCUGAUAUAGACUGGCCUGACGUUGUGACGGACAGAUUCCUGUGCACUGGAGGCACAGACCCAGUGACAGAUGACGUGACCUGCAAAGGUGAUUCUGGAGGCUCCCUGUUUCUCGAGAAGAAAAGAAGAAUGUUUCAGGUGGGAGUUAUAAGCUGGGGGAACAAGAAUCUUUGUGUUGGAGGCAGGAGGCAGCCCACUGAGAAAGACUCCCGAGAUUAUCAUAUUAAUCUCUUUGAGGUGCAGGACUUCUUGAGAGAUAAACUGGGAACAAAUGAACCAAAAUAUCUGAACUUCAUCAAAUAACCAGCAUGUACUCAACUGUAAAUCUUUCAGAGCUGUCUUCUGUAUCUUCUGCACUUUUCAUUGGCUUGCUAACAAACUGUUUUAUAAGAAACAUGUUAAUAUUAAUAAACAAGGCCAAAGGAAACUUAUUGACCAUUCACUGCUUUACACCAGAAGAGACUCAAUAAAACAUGUCAGUGUUAUGAAAUCUUAUCCAGUAUUGGUCCGGUGAAUGUAAUAUUGAAAUACAUUUCUUCAUGUCUCUUUUGAUAAUGUCUGUUUUUGUUUAGUGGGGUAGUCUCAGUUCAGAGUUUAAGUCCAGUAGCAUUGAGUUUACUGUGAUUUCCAUUUGUACUGCUUUUUUAAAAAGAUAUGUAACAGACCACAUUUCUUGUCCUAAAUAAAAGUUGCACACAUUAA
Acipenser ruthenus (sterlet) is the source of this 2750-nucleotide messenger RNA. RefSeq names its product complement factor B-like. NCBI's taxonomy places the organism in Eukaryota, Metazoa, Chordata, Actinopteri, Acipenseriformes, Acipenseridae. Bases 24 to 2351 code for a protein of 775 amino acids. Gene Ontology annotation, biological process: proteolysis; complement activation. Gene Ontology annotation, cellular component: extracellular region. Gene Ontology annotation, molecular function: serine-type endopeptidase activity. The transcript is spliced from 18 exons. The record is from RefSeq and is a predicted model, not a curated record.